Molecule: messenger RNA, 767 nt
Organism: Artibeus jamaicensis (Jamaican fruit-eating bat)
Lineage: Eukaryota; Metazoa; Chordata; Mammalia; Chiroptera; Phyllostomidae
Gene: GIP
Product: gastric inhibitory polypeptide
Exons: 6
Coding region: 230-652 (140 amino acids)
Biological process (GO): regulation of insulin secretion; response to starvation; regulation of fatty acid biosynthetic process
Cellular component (GO): extracellular region
Molecular function (GO): glucagon receptor binding; hormone activity
Source: RefSeq, a predicted model, not a curated record
GGGAAACUUUAUUACGGGUAAAAUGGACUUAAUGUGGCAGGAGCUGUGGGCUUAAUUUCUUGAGAUAAGAUGCUUUUAGGCUAAUCAGAGGGUUUGUGAUGCUGGACUAUAAAGGAGGGGCAGCAGACUUCCUUGAGGCGCCAAAGUUGGGAGGAAGAGACCCCCAUCCUGUUCUGGAAGAGCUGGAAAGGACAUUUGCUCAGGAAAUAACCCUUGGAAGAUACCGGCCAUGAAGAUCUCUCUGCUGCUGGUGUCCCUGCUGCUGGCGGUGGCGCUAGGAGAUACAGGAGAGGGUCAUUCCAGAUUCCACACUAAGGGCAGAGGCUCCGGACCUCGAGGCCGCAGGUACGCCGAGGGGACUUUCAUCAGUGACUACAGUAUUGCCAUGGACAAGAUCCGCCAACAAGACUUUGUGAACUGGCUGCUGGCACAGAAGGGGAAGAGGAAUGACUGGAAACACAGAGUCGCUCAGAGGGAGGCCCAGGCCCUAGAGCCGGCCCAUCAAUCUCACAGGAAGAAGGAGGCCAGGGAGCAGCACGGCGCCCUACCCAAGAAGCUCGGUGAUGAAGAUUUGCUGAAGAACUUUCUGAUUCCAGAGCUGCUGGCCUGGAUGGUGGAUGAGACGGAGCUCUGCAGGCCCAGGUUGCAGUGACUGACUAGACCCGGCUCGGGACUGGACUCUGCCCUUCAUUUACUCAGCUCCGGCCUUGGCCCCACUCCUGGGUACCCUGGAGAAGCCAAACCAAUAAAGUUCAAGCUGAAAUGAA